GCUGCCGCCUGCUCUCCUGGGCCCAAGCUCGAUACUGGCCCCCCCGCCCUUGGCCCCUCGGCUCUUGCCAGUCCCUUUGCCGCUCCCGUUCCCGCUCCCGCUCGUCCCCAUUCCCGCCGCGGCUCCUGCGUCGUCGUGCCCGUCCUUGGUUCGCCCCUUCCAGCAUCGUCGCUUCCCGGCGCCGCGCCAGCCGUCUCCAUGAUCGCCGGACCCAGGAAAGCAUCGGGCCUCGCCGCCUUGGCCUGCGUCUGCCUCAGUCUGCUUGGCUCGGUCGAUGCGGCCUACAAGUACGUCGAGUGCGGGUAUUGGACUCCUAGCGACUCCCGCUGGGCCUCCGCUGGCAACACCGUCCAAUCGUGCUACAACGUAUGUGCCUCGCAAACAACGUAUUUCGGCAUCUCCGUCAAGCCGUGCUCCAACGGGCAGCCGUCGUCCGACACUAGUGUGUACUGCAUGUGCAUCAGCUCCCUGCCGCAGUCGUAUUCGGGCUGCGACCAGACCUGCAGCGGCGACGGCCUCCAGUGCGGCUCCUGCACCAACGGCUAUGCCCACAGCUUCUAUCAGGUCGUCCCUGAUCCCCCUCCUCCUCCUCCUCCUCCACCACCACCACCACCACCACCACCUCCUCCUCCUCCUCCUCCGCCGCCGCCUCCGCCUCCUCCUCCCCCGCCUCCUCCGCCUGCAUCGACCUCGGCUCAGAAUCCACCUCAAACAUCGCAGUCAACUGUUGCACCUACGACCACAUCUUCCCUGUCCGUGUCUGCCACAACUUCGGCAGCAUCCUCGGCAUCAACUCUGGCCGGCACCAGCUCACUGGAUGCUUCCGCAACGCCGUCCAAGACCUUGGCAGGUGGCUCUGGUGCCUCGCCAUCAAACACAAACUCGGCCUCCAGCCCCAGCGACUCGACCAGCUCCGGAAGUAGCAUGCUCCCGCUGAUUCUCGGGGUCACAUUUACGGCCCUGGUUCUGAUCGGCCUUGUGGUCGGGCUAUGGGCAUAUCGGCGAAAACGCAAGGGCAUCCAGAACACCACCACUCAUCCCUUCCAGCAGCUGCAGGACCAGUCGCUCGGCCGCGGAUUGGCCGGAAGCGACAGGAUCCAACCGUCGAUUCCUCGAUCAUCCACCUCGAACCCGGAGCCUGCCAUCACUCCCAAGCCGGCCGAGGACUACGAGCUGGCAGAUCGAACCCCGUCGGGAUCGGGAUCGGACCGGAGCGUGAAUCGGAGUCUUCCGUCCCACAGCAGCGCCCUGUCGUCCUCUCAAAGCGCCAUCGCUGUUCCCACCAAGGUCUACCAGGCCGCGAACGUUCCCGGCAGCUCUCGCGGCGACAUGUACUCCCAGCCAACGAGCUCGUCGGCAGCGUCCCCCUCGAUCCGGGCGACUCCCCCGAGCGCUCUCCUUGGCGGAUCCGACAUUAUUCGCACCCAUUCGGACCAAACCCUGCCUCAGCUUCCCACCACCGGGCUCUUCCAGCCCCCCGCCGUGGUCUCCCCAACCCGAGCAGAUAUCCCGCCGACCUACGAAGAGAGCUUUGCCCACGCCCAGGCUGGGCAGUACUUUGUCACCAUGGUCGCCUUCCAGGCAACUCGCGAGGACGAAAUCGAUCUUAGCACCGGUGAUAUUAUCUCUCUGGAGGAGAGCUUCGAUGACGGCUGGGCAUCGGGCAAGAACUUGGUCUCGAACCGAAUCGGCGUCUUCCCUCUGCAGUCGCUCGUCCAGAUCUCGGACGACAAGCUCGCGAUGCUCAUGAGAACCCUGUCGCAGCAGCAGCAAGCUCGUCUCGGCGCCUUCCCGGCCUCCCAACUCAGCACCGACACCAAGGCGCGGUAUGAGCUUGAAGGCCCCGACGACAUCUUCAACGCCAUGCGAAACCCCAAUCUGCUGACGCCGACACUGUCGGACCUCGCUGCCUCAGGCGCGCUCGCGCUCGGCACCGAGGAAUCUAGAAUGGCUCCGGUCGCUGGCAACUCGGCCCAGCAAGUUGCAGCGAGCUCGGUCGUUCUCUCGCCGGAUCAACUCUGGAACAGCGGCCGAAUCACAUUCCAGCAAUACGUGCGACUCAAAGAGCUCGAGAACGAAGAAAAGAUCCUCAACAUCCGAAUGAGAGAGCUCGAGCUGCAGCGAAGAGGAUAAGCCGAUGAAGGCGGGAAGCAACCCGAACCACAUAUUCCCGACGCGCAUCCUCGUCCAGCUGCCUUCUGGGCGGGGUGGUGCUGACACGCCAGCCCCACCGCCGCUUUCCG
This is a messenger RNA of Polychytrium aggregatum, 2243 nucleotides long. RefSeq lists its product as uncharacterized. The transcript has 3 exons. Bases 199 to 2133 code for a protein of 644 amino acids. Lineage: Eukaryota; Fungi; Chytridiomycota; Chytridiomycetes; Polychytriales. The record is from RefSeq and is a predicted model, not a curated record. Gene Ontology annotation, molecular function: protein binding.